This is a messenger RNA of Chenopodium quinoa (quinoa), 474 nucleotides long. RefSeq names its product keratin-associated protein 5-1-like. Lineage: Eukaryota; Viridiplantae; Streptophyta; Magnoliopsida; Caryophyllales; Amaranthaceae. The record is from RefSeq and is a predicted model, not a curated record. The coding region runs from base 1 to 474 and encodes 157 amino acids. The transcript is spliced from 2 exons.
AUGCCGUCUGCCUGCUGUGCUACCUGCUAUGAUGUUGUGAGUUGUGCUGUGAGAGUGUUGUGUUGUUGUUGUUUCUGCGUUGUGAGCUGUGUCUACUGUUUCUGUGGAGCUGUGAGCUAUGCUGCCUGCUAUGAUGCUGUGAGUUGUGCUAUUUCUGUGCUGUGUUGCUGCUGUUUCUGUGCUGUGAGCUGUGUCUGCUGUUUCUGUGGAGCUGUGAGCUGUGCUGCCUGCUGUAAUGUUGUGAGUUGUGCUGUUUCUGUGUUGUGUUGCUACUGUUUUUGUGUCUGUGAGCUGUGUCUGUGUUGUGAGCCGUGUCUGUGCUGUGAGCUGUGUCUGCCUGCUGCCUGCUGUGAGCUGUGUCUGUGCUUUGAGCUGUGCUGUGAGCUCACUGCUCUUGUUUUUGCUGUGAGUUCACUUCUGCUUGCUGUGUCUAUGCUAUUUCCUGAGCUCACUGCUCCUGUGUUUAUGCUGUGA